GAAGUAGAGUCUUUUUGAUGGAUUUCAAUCUAGAUCUAGAUAAAGAAUAACAAAUGUAUAAUACAUAUUUGUGUAGAUCUAGAUCUAAAUGUUAGUUAUGAAUAAAAUUCAUUGUUUUUUUCGGCCAUGAAAUUUAUAGGAUACUGUCUUUAUAUAAGUUUAGUGGCAGCUGAACUACAUGAACAACUUCAUUACUUUGAGACACUAAAAGUUGUGGAUGUGAAAGUGAGAAAGAAGAGAAGUCUUGACAGCCAAACUUCAUUCACCAAGGAUGUUACUUUCUCUGCUUUUGGACGGAAUUUUAAUCUUUUUCUGACUCCUGGUUCCCCUGUGAUAUCUGCAGACCUAGCAAUAAAACUUGUUUAUGGAGAUGGAAGGACAUCACCAUUGUACAUUGAUCACAAUGCCUUUUACACUGGCCAUUCAGCAGAUGAUGAGACAGUAAAGGUUGAUGCCUACCAAGAAGAUGGUGCAUGGGGAAUAAACAUCUAUGAGAAAAAUGAAACAUAUACACUGGAACCAUCUUGGCGUCACUUGCCACCUUCAGAUAAUCACUCCAUGAUAGUCUAUAGACACUCAGAUAUAAAAUGGAAUAACUUAUUCCCAGAGCUGAACAAAACUCAUGACUCAAUAAAAGUCUGUGGAGCGGUUCACCCUGAAGAUGAUCCAGACUUGAAACCAGUGCAGCACAUGGCAGAUGAACACCUGCAUAAUGAGAGAGAUAGUGAGACUGAACACAGCAGGACAAAAAGAUCACUCUGGACUUUAAACACAUGCCACAUCAUUGCUGUAGCAGACUACACAUUUUUCAAUGGGCCUGGCGGGGGGUUUCCUCACCAGACAGCUAAUUAUCUUGUUCAGACAAUCCAGAAAGUGAACUCAAUAUUUAAAAAAACUGUUUGGAAUGAAGAGAGGCAGCUUACAGGACUUCACAUUCAGAUUAAGGAGAUGAGAAUACACACUGAAAGUACAGAACCAAAACAAUUCCACUCUAACAAUAAGCAUUAUAAUAUGGAUCAGUCCCACUGGCCUGAUAGUGCUCUGCUUAAGCAAUUUGGUCUGGAUCAAGAUUUGACAAAUUUUUGUCUGGCUCAUCUGUUCACACAUCGUAAGUUUGAUGGCGGUGUACUAGGCUUGGCCUACAUAGCUUCUCCUAGAAAGUUUUCUACUGGAGGAAUUUGUUCACAGUUAGGCAGUUCCAAAGUUGCUUACAACACUGGAUUCAGUUCUACAAUGAACACAAAGGGAAAUAAUAUGCUAACACAGGAAGCAGUGCUGGUUACUGCCCAUGAUUUAGGCCACAACUGGGGAUCAGAGCAUGAUGCUGAAACAAGUGAGUGCGCACCAAGCUCUUUCAAUAAGGGAAAGUUCCUUAUGUUCCCAUAUGCCGUCAGUGGUUAUGAAGAGAAUAAUAAUGAGUUUUCACCUUGCAGUAAGCGGUAUGUGACAGAAGUGCUGCUGGCUAAAGCUGGAUCUUGUUUUAAAGUUGACAUUGUAAACCUUGACCUCAAUGCUUCCAUGGGGAGCUUCAAGGAGAAUGUGCCUAUGUGUGGUAAUGGUAAAAUUGACAAAGACGAGCAAUGUGACAGCGGUGGCCUAGGGAUCAGUGGCUUAGACCCUUGCUGCGAUAAUUCCUGUAAGCUCAAACCAAAUGCUACUUGCAGCCCUGUCAAUUGGGAGUGCUGUAAGAAUUGCAUCAUUGCACCUAGAGACAUGGUUUGUCGAGGGGCUAGCAAGGAACAGUGCAAGAAAGAGGCUAAAUGCUCUGGUUAUAGUUUUGAUUGCCCUGCAUCACAGAAUAUUUCAGACACACCUGAAGUCAAGUGUAUCGAUGAAGGUGUCUGCAAGAAGGGCAGAUGUCUGAGCUAUUGUGAAAGACAUUUGGCUGAUUCUGUUCCUUGUAGAUGUACGCAACCCGGUAAUGAAUGUCUGAGAUGCUGUCAGCAGAAAGGCCACAAUUGUCAAAGUGUCAAUGCCUCUGAUUUCUUGACUGACGGGAGACCUUGUUCCUUUGGUUACUGUGAGGCAGGGAAGUGCAUUCAAGUAAGAACAAACUUGAUUCAGAGAUUGUUUACAUUCAUUGAGAAGUUAACCCCGGACACUUUAGUGGCCUUCAUGAAGAGCAACAUUGUUGGUACCAUCAUAGUUUUCUCCUUGGUCAUCUGGAUACCACUAAGUUGGACAGUCAGCUGUAUAGACAAACGAAGCGAGAAAAAAAGCCGUCUGCUCCAGGCUCAUUGGGUUAGUAACGACACCCUUCUCAAUCGAUCUUUCCAGAACACUGUUUUAGCCAGCCAUUUUGACAACUAUAAAAUCAAAGAAGGGGGGUCAAGACGAACAUUCCCAUCAGCUCAAUUCUAUCCAAAAGCACGCCUUCCCAACAUCAUGGAAGGUGGAAAGCACAAGCCCACAGCUGUUAGGAAGUACAAAUUUAACCACCAGCCUGAUGGCCCAGAAGAUUUUGAGACUGUCAUGUGAUAUUCAUGUAAUUUAGAUUUUUCAUUGUGAGCUCAACAUAGCAUUCUAAGGAAGUAGCACAGUAUUAUGCAGUUCUAGCUCAAAAUUAAUAUCAACUUUAUAGAGAUGGUUCAUGUUUAUCUAGGAGAGAGGUGCCCUCUACUUUGUUUAUUUGCUUACAUGUUUCAAGGACAGUGUUACUAAAGGAGUGGAACAACAGUUCAUAAGUACAGUAAUCUUCCAAUCCCACAGUAAUGAAGAAAGACAACUAAUGAAGUACUUAAUAAUCAUUACAUUAUAAUAUUUGUGCAUUUUUUUUAGUAAUAUAUCUUAUAUGUAAAUAAAAUUAAUUAUUUCAAUGAUGACAAAAAUAAAUCUUAGCAAUUUUCCCAAACAGUUGUUAAAGUUUGUACUGUGGCUAGACAAUAAUUUGAAAGUUGUUGAACAGAAUGAUAAUAUGUCAAAUUUUUUUGUUUACCCUCAUUAUAGUUUUUUUUUAUUUAAAAAAAGGAAACUUCCUUUAUCUCACAGGGUUAGACUCUGUUCUUUUCCUCAUCCAUUUGUUUAUACCAUGUAAACUGUUUCUCAACCAAGUAAGCAAUGCUUUUCUUGGCAUAAACUUUAUUAUUUAGUCAAAUGUUACCAUAAAAAAACAACUAACUAAAUGUGGGCUUUUAAGUAUUGCAGGGCAGCCAGUGAAUAUUCCUCCUUUCAUGGCACUUUUUUUUUUUAAAUAUGUAUUUUCAUCUGCAAUAACCUAAUGUCAAAGUGAGCAUCUUGAAACCAUGACCCCUGAUAAAUCAGUGAUUGUCUUUUAUUUACUGUUCUUUGUUGUAGAGCUCUCCUGUUGAGGACGUUCAUUGUUGAUGUUCACAUUAUUUAUUGCUUCUCAUACCUCACUCUUGUGUCCUGUUGCUGUUGAUGUUCAACCAAUCAUUUUAUUAUUCCACUUUCUCUGGCUCACUGGUUACAUUCUAAUUAUCAAUCCAUUCUUUUUGACUUGAUUGAUUGGUUAGCUCAAUAAGGCUUUAUAAUGAUAUUUUGAAAUACUUUUUUUUUUUAUAAUUUAAUUUUUUUUUUUUAAAGUUUGUGGUUCCUGAAUUCUGACCUUAUUUUAGGUCAUCCAAGUUUUUCUGUGACUAUCAGUAAGGAAACUUUAGACUUUAAUGUGGUCACGUUUAUGCCAUAAAAUAGGUUAGUGAUGCUGAUCAUAAGAUAUGUCAUUCAGACUAUCGUUAUGAUAGUGCGAUGGUUUGAAUUCUGCUUGUCAUCAUCUUCUGAAGUAAUACUUUGAAAACAUGUCAGACACUUAAAUACAAUUUAAAACAACCGUGUAAGUUGAAUUAAGGCAAAUCUUUGCAAAGUCUUUCUAGAAGUUUGAAUUAUAUGUUUCAUUUGUUCUCUUUUUGACAUCUCAUGUAUUUGAAGUAAACCAGCUCAUUGUGUUACUAUGUUUUCUUAAAUCUUUACAAUCUUUUUAAAUUAUUUUUUAUGUAAAAAAAAAAUGUGUACUUUUUAUUUUUUUAAGGAUUUUAUCAAGAAUGAUUAUAUAGACAGCUGUAUUGAUUUAGACUUUUAUACUUCAAUGUAUGCAAAACUUGAUUAUGUUACUAACAUUUCUUUGUCAGUUAUCCUUAUUAGAAGUUUGUUUCAUUCAGUGCCUAACAUCCUUUGUGAAUUAAGGAGCAGAAGUGUGAUGUCACUUCCUGCAAAUUAGUUCCAAAGACAUAUUGAUGUAAACAUGAGAUAUGCAAAUAAUGCAUUUUCACAAUUUUAUAUAUGGAUUAUACAUGUUCUUUGUGGUUCAAUAUAUACAUUUAUAUAUGGAUUAUACAUGUUCACUGUGACUCAAUAUAUAUUUGUAUAGAUAUUAAAGCAUUCAGCUUCUGUUCUGUGCACAUUGUUAGUGACUAAAUCUCUUACCUAAUAUCAAAAUUAGUGAGUCCUCUUUGUCAGUUUGUAGUUUGAUCAUACAUUUGAGAAAACUUGCCAAUUUUUUUGUUUCAUCCUUAAUCAGUUUUUUAAGUCUGUAGUUUUUUUUACCAUUUAUGGAUGAAUGCAUGUUUGAAGAUGUAAAAGUUAAAUGCAUUGCUCAUUAGUUGUACCAUUGAGCUGUUUGUAAAGCUAAUUAACCCAUUCACCCCUAUGGCAGUAGAACUAGAAUGCAGUGUUCAAGGUUAUCUCCUUAUGUGGUUCAUUACAGCAGGAAGAUACCAUCAGAGCUUUUGUUUUACUUUUGUGUAAGAAGAGCUCUUCCUGCCUCAUGCAGAACAAACAGAUAACACACUUAGAUACAUUUUUUUUUAGUGAAAACCAAUUGUCUAUAGAUCUAGCUCUUUUAAUUUUUUAUUACAAAGUUGUCUAAAUUAAGAAAAAAAAAAAAAGCGAAUAUUGUAUGAGGUUCACCAUACAUUUAGAUUGUUUAUGAGGAUUCAUUUCUCUGUUCUAAUAUUAUUGAAAGUAAACAUUUUUUGGAACUAGAUUUAUUGUUUCAUAAAAUUUUUAUUUUUUUAUUUUAGAGUCGUCUAAUUUUGAUAAAAAAUUGUUUUUCUUUCAUUGGAAAUGGGAUAAAACCAGUAUAGACAUUUUGAUUGACAUUGUACAAUUAUUGAAAAUGGUGUUCAAAGUUUUUGACAUUUCCUUUCAAUGUUUAAGUGCAGCUUCAAUUGAUAUGAUGUAAUUCAUUUGAUAUAAUCGAGAUAUACUUCAUGCAGAGUUACGAUUGUUAGGUUAGAAUUUAUUCUGGAGGUAUUAGAUCUUGUAAACAUGUCAAAUAAAUCAUUGCUAUAAAAGAC
Biomphalaria glabrata is the source of this 5252-nucleotide messenger RNA. Its product is annotated as ADAM 17-like protease. Gene Ontology annotation, cellular component: plasma membrane. The transcript has 25 exons. Gene Ontology annotation, biological process: Notch signaling pathway; membrane protein ectodomain proteolysis. NCBI's taxonomy places the organism in Eukaryota, Metazoa, Mollusca, Gastropoda, Planorbidae. Bases 127 to 2478 code for a protein of 783 amino acids. The record is from RefSeq and is a predicted model, not a curated record. Gene Ontology annotation, molecular function: metalloendopeptidase activity.